Messenger RNA from Ziziphus jujuba (common jujube), 3392 nucleotides. RefSeq names its product protein FAR1-RELATED SEQUENCE 7. Lineage: Eukaryota; Viridiplantae; Streptophyta; Magnoliopsida; Rosales; Rhamnaceae. The transcript is spliced from 3 exons. Gene Ontology annotation, molecular function: zinc ion binding. The coding region runs from base 482 to 2845 and encodes 787 amino acids. Gene Ontology annotation, biological process: regulation of DNA-templated transcription. The record is from RefSeq and is a predicted model, not a curated record.
GUGGAAGUGGCUUAAUAGCAAGAAAAAAAAAAAAAGUCAGAUUUGGGAAAGAAGGAAGAUAGAAGAAGAAGAAGAGCAAAAAGCCAAAUCCAAAGUACCAGAAAAAACAUCCACCAAAAACUUAAUAUUUGCUUUUUAUUCCUAUUUAUUUAUUUAUUUUCAUUUCCUACCUUUCAAAAAUCCUUGUAAAUUAGUCAGUUUUAACCAUCAAAGUCUCUGUUUCAUUAUUUAUUUAUUUAUUUUUCUUUCAACCAGCAACAAAGUCUUUCUUUCACAGAACCCAAAAAGCUGCUAUCCAAAAUUUUUCUCUCUUCCCUUUAUUCAUUUUCCCUCCCACAAUUUUUUUUUUUUAUUUCCCGCCAAGAAAACCAAUGCGACUCCCCAAUAUAAAUCCAGAGAUUUAGCAGAUUUGCUUAGAAUCUCUUAUCUGUUCCUUUUUAUUUUUAUUUUUAUUUUUUUUUAUUUUUUUGCUAUUUUGGCUAUGGGUGUGGAAUCGAGCUCCAGCCACUUCACAAACAUCAAAAGUUUAGGUCCUGAUCCUAACAGCCAAGAGUGUGGGAACAUCAUGGUGGUAAAGGCAUACCCUGUAGGUAUGGUGCCUGCAAUGAAUCAUGUUAAUGGUGAGGAUGAAGGAGAGUCUAGUCUGGAACCAUAUGUGGGAUUAGAAUUUGAUUCAGCUGAAGAUGCACGUGAGUUUUACACCUUAUAUGCAAAACGUACGGGAUUUAAGAUUCGAACUGGUCAAUUAUAUCGAUCCAGAACUGAUGGAACAGUCUCUUCUCGAAGAUUUGUGUGCUCCAAGGAAGGAUUUCAGCUCAACUCGCGAACGGGAUGUCCAGCGUUGAUAAGGGUACAAAGACGUGAUUCUGGGAAGUGGGUUAUAGACCUUUUCCUGAAGGAUCACAAUCAUGAUCUUGGACCUAUGGGAGAAAACAAUCCUCCUACUUUACAACGGAAGAUUUCUUUAGCAACAACAAAGCCAGUACUUGAUGUCUCCCAUAGACCAAGAAUCAAAUCGGUUGAGGAAAUUGGGGAUGGUAGGCCUUGUCCAUCUGGAGUUAUUAAUGCCAAACGCCUUAAAAGAGAAGGAGAUGACAUGCAAUCCAAGGUUGCACCGUUUGCUGGUCUGGAGUUCAAUUCAGCUAAUGACGGGUACCAGUUUUAUCAAGCAUAUGCAGCAAAUGCAGGAUUUAGGAUUCGGAUUGGUCAAUUGUUUCGUUCAAAGCUUGAUGGGUCAAUCACAUCCCGACGGUUUGUGUGUUCAAAGGAAGGGUUUCAGCACCCAUCAAGACUUGGUUGUGGUGCAUUUAUGAGGAUAAAGAGACAAGACUCUGGAAGGUGGGUAGUGGACCGUCUUCAGAAAGAUCAUAAUCAUGAGCUUAACUAUCAACUAGAAGUUGAUAAGAAAAGUCCUACCUCUUCAAAAAGGUUGUUAGAGGAAGAGAGUGGUGGACUGGAAAGUGAGGAUAUUUUCAACAUAAACAGUGGCAACCUUGUUAAAAGAAGUCGUGAAAAUCACAUUGGAAGUGAUUGGUACCGGGUUCUUCUUGAAUAUUUCCAGAACAGACAAGCUGAAGAUACAGGAUUCUUUUAUGCAGUAGAAGUUGACAAUGGUAGUUGCAUGAGUAUUUUCUGGGCUGAUGGCAGGUCAAGAUUUUCAUGCAGUCAGUUUGGUGAUACUGUGAUUUUUGAUACCUCAUACAGGAAAAGUAUUUAUUUGGUACCGUUUGCUACUUUUGUUGGUGUGAAUCACCACAAGCAACCAGUGCUUCUUGGUUGUGCACUAAUUGCGGAUGAAUCUGUGGAAUCUUUUACUUGGUUGUUCCAGACAUGGCUUAGGGCAAUGUCAGGACGUCGUCCAUUUUCUAUAAUAGCUGAUCAGGACAAGGUCAUCCAGCAAGCCAUUAGGCAAGUCUUUCCGGGAACCCAUCAUCGUUUUUCAUUGUGGCAAAUGAAGGCAAAGGAAAGGGAAUAUCUGAAUUUGAUGGAUGGUGCAUUUAAAUAUGAAUAUGAAAAGUGUAUUUAUGAAAGUAGGACAACUGAUGAAUUUGAUACUGCAUGGAAUGGUCUUCUCCACAGGUAUGGCUUGAUAGAUAAUGCUUGGUUGACAGAAAUGUACCAAAAACGUGAAAAUUGGGUUCCUGCAUAUUUAAGGGGUACUUUUUUUGCUGGCAUCCCUUUGAAUGAAACUACUGAAUCAUUCUUUGGUGCAUUUUUGAAUGCCCAGACACCACUUGUAGAGUUUGUUUCACGAUAUGAAAGAGGAAUUGAGCGACGUCGUGAAGCAGAAAGAAGAGAAGAUUUUAACACUUUUAACUUGCAGGCUUUCUUGCAGACUAAAGAACCAGUAGAAGAGCAAUGUAGGAGGCUCUAUACACUCACCGUGUUCAAGAUAUUUCAGAAAGAAGUUCUACAAUCUUACAGUUACCUUGGAUUUAAGAUUUAUGAAGAAGGGCCGGUUAGCAGAUAUUUGGUUCGUAAGGGUGGGAAUGACAAUGAAAAAUGUAUGGUCACCAUCGGUGUAUCUAAUCUCAGUGUGGCUUGUAGCUGUCAAAUGUUUGAGUUUGAAGGUCUGCUUUGUAGACAUAUUUUGAGAGUUUUCCAAAUAUUGGACAUAAAAGAAGUUCCAUCUCGCUAUAUAUUACACCGGUGGACGAAGAAUGCUGAGUACGGUACUAUUCAUGAUUUGGAAUCAGCAGGGAGCCCUCAAGAACUUAAAUCCUUGAUGUUAUGGAGUUUAAGAGACACGGCAUCUAAAUAUAUAGAGGCUGGAGCAACUUCUCUUGACAAGCACAAACUUGCCUAUGAGAUUAUGCGGGAGGGUGGAAGAAAACUUGGUUGGUAAAGGAUUAUGUAGAAGACACAGGCUUUCAAUAACUGAAGGCCUGCGAAAUGGAAAGCGAGGAAACUUUGGUUUUCGUACUUGUAACACAAGUUCACCAUCCCUCCUGAAAGAUAAGGGUGUCAAGGAUCUCUGAGGCUCAAGUUCAUCCAAAUGUGGAGUGCUCAUCAACUUUGUCCACUUCAGUACUCUACUUUCUUGAUCAUCAUCAUCGUGUUCUUCUGUCAAAACCAACAUAUGAAUCAUCCUUCUAAAAUGACUCUGAUAUGCACAAAGCCUUUUUCCUUCAUAAACCAUCAACUUUAAUUCAACCCUGCGAUCACAAUCAGAAGGUAGUUGCUUCGUUUGCAGUGAAGUAAUCUUCUCAUCUGCUAAAUCAAAAUAAAGAAUGGGAUGCAACGGAGUCACAGGUCAAUAUAAAGCGACAUUCACAAGAGUUGCUAUUUUAGGAUUAAAUUGUUUAAAAUCAUCAAAACCGAAGUAUGGUGUUUUGUAAUUUUUCCAAGAAUUUGUCUUCAGUGAAUAAAUAUCCACUUCGUGGAAGUGGAUA